AUGUGGUGUCAGUGGGUCAAAUCCUAUUUAUUAAAGGGGAAGAGUUUCUGGAUAGUUAAGGUUCCUAAUGAUCCCUCUUGGGUGUGGAGAAAAUUAUUGUCUCUUAGGAAGUGGGUUUCCCCACUGAUUAAGCAUAAGAUUGGGUGUGGGGACACCACUUUCCUUUGGUUUGAUAAUUGGCAUCCCAUUGGUCCUCUUUGGAACAAAUUCGGGGAUAGAAUUAUUUAUGACUCUGCCCUUAACAGUGAUACAAAAGUCAGUAAAAUCAUUGAUGGGUCUUCUUGGAAGUGGCCUUUUCCCAAUUCUUGGGAAAUUCAGGAGCUAAUCUCCUCUACUCUUGUGUGUUUUCAUCCUAAUCCUUCCAGCACUGAUCAAGCUAUUUGGAAUCUUACCACUGAUGGUAAGUUUUCCAUUCAAUCAGCUUGGAAUCAUUGGAGAAAGAAAUUCGAUAUAGUGGUUUGGCAUAAGCUUGUGUGGGGCCCUCAUAGAAUCCCUAAAGUCAGCUUCAAUGUUUGGGUGGCUCUCCACAAUAGACUUUACACUGGUGAUAGACUCCGUAUGUUUGGCUUGUCCACUAGCUCUCAAUGCCCCUUUUGCCUCCACCUGGAGGAAAGCCACUCUCAUCUAUUCUUUGAAUGCAUCUUCUCUAGUAGAGUCUGGAGUGCCAUUGAAGUUGCUUGUAACAUUAAGUGGCCUGUCCUUGGCUGGCCUGAGAGUGUUACUUUUGUUUCUAAGGAGACUAAAGGUAACUCUUUGAGGGUGAAUAUCAUUAGUAAUGCAUUCUUGUGUUCUGUUUACAUGAUCUGGAUUGAUAGAAAUAACAGAAUUUUUAACACAGAGCUAAAACCUGACGAGGUGGUCAUUAAAAUUGUUAUCCAAAUGGUUAGAAAUAGAAUGCUGUCACUUAAGAAUAUUCCUAGAUCCAAUGGUGACAAAUGGUUUCUUGAUAAAUGGAGUUUGCCGGAGACAAUUCUGAAGCCCCAUAGCAUCAGAAAUGGGAGGGCUGCUGAGUGA
This is a messenger RNA of Camellia sinensis, 1014 nucleotides long. The record is from RefSeq and is a predicted model, not a curated record. NCBI's taxonomy places the organism in Eukaryota, Viridiplantae, Streptophyta, Magnoliopsida, Ericales, Theaceae.